ACACAAGAAGAAAAACUGUGCUUUCUUUCUCUGUAGAAAGAAUCACACAGAACCAAAAACAGAAAUUAGAAACCCUAACUUAGCAAAGCAAUGGCGUCAAAGCUUUGUGAUUCGUGCAAAUCAGCGACGGCGACGCUCUUUUGCCGACCAGACUCGGCGUUUCUUUGCAUAAACUGCGACUCUAAAAUCCACGCUGCUAACAAACUCGCUUCACGCCACGCGCGUGUUUUCGUCUGUGAAGUCUGCGAGCAAGCUCCGGCUCACGUUACCUGCAAGGCUGACGCUGCAGCUCUAUGCAUCACCUGCGAUCGCGACAUCCACUCUGCUAAUCCUCUUGCUCGCCGUCACGAGCGUGUUCCGGUUACUCCGUUUUACGAUUCUGUUCCUUCCGUUAACAGCAAGACUAACGCGGUAACCUUUCUCGAAGACCGUUACUUCUCCGAUGUUGACGGAGACGCCGGAGAUGUUAGUAAAGAAGAAGCUGAAGCUGCCUCGUGGCUUCUUCCGAAUCCUCCUAGUCACAAGUUUAUGGAGAAUCCGGAUCUCAAUACGGGUCAGUAUGUGUUCUCCGAUAUGGAUCCGUAUCCGUAUCUGGAUCUGGCUUACGGUCAAGCAGAUCCGAAACUUGAAGCGAAUGAACAAAAUAGUCCAGGAACUGACGGUGUUGUUCCGGUUCAAAGUAAUAAAACCGUUCCAGCUCCGUUUGUUAACGAUAACUGCUUCGAGAUUGACUUCACUGGUUCCAAAGAUUUUCCUUAUGGUUACAACACAGAGUGCUUGAGCAAUAGCGUAUCAUCGUCGUCAUUGGAAGUCGGAGUAGUGCCGGAUGGCGGUGACAUGACGAAUCAAUCAAUGACGGAGUCGACAAAUCAAACAGUUCCCGUUCAGCUAUCGGCAGUAGACAGAGAAGCAAGGGUGUUAAGGUACAGAGAGAAAAGAAAGAACAGAAAGUUCGAGAAAACAAUAAGAUACGCGUCACGAAAAGCUUAUGCCGAAACACGACCCAGAAUCAAAGGUCGAUUCGCUAAACGAACCGAUAAGGAAGUUGAAGUUAACCAUAGCAGUCUCUACGGAUUCGGAGUCGUUCCGUCGUUUUAGUUAAUCUAAAUAGUAACGAAAUUACGUUGUUAAUUACUCGCUUUUUAUCUUUAUUUCUUGCUGGCUUUUUUCUUGUUUUAGCAAACGAAGCUACCGCUGUUACUGUGUACUAAGCAGAGUAUUUUCUGUACUGUAUAUAUUAACUUAUGUUUGUAGUUGAAGCUGUUUGAUCGAUGGAAAACCGUAGAUUUUGUUA
Molecule: messenger RNA, 1294 nt
Organism: Mercurialis annua (annual mercury)
Lineage: Eukaryota; Viridiplantae; Streptophyta; Magnoliopsida; Malpighiales; Euphorbiaceae
Product: zinc finger protein CONSTANS-LIKE 4
Exons: 2
Coding region: 91-1098 (335 amino acids)
Biological process (GO): regulation of photoperiodism, flowering; regulation of flower development
Cellular component (GO): nucleus
Molecular function (GO): zinc ion binding; protein binding
Source: RefSeq, a predicted model, not a curated record